AUGUCCACAGAUAUAACAGGGGACGAGCAGCCGAAGGUAACGACAGGAGCGAAUGGAAAAGAGCAACGAGGAUUGAACGGGGAUGGAGGGGAGCCUGAGGUGUUUGAGGCUAAGUGGGGCCAAAGGUCGGGUACAAAGCCUAUCCCGGACAAAGCGUGUGAGUUGCUGGAGCGACCUCGGAACUUUCCUAAGUCUUGUACGGUACUACAUAGCAUAUAUUCGAGCUCCCAUGAGGUGAAUUCUGUGGGUUCGGCCGGGAAGAGCGGCACCAGAGAUCCAUUCCACCAUUCUCGAUACCUUGCGGUCUUUGAAGUCGCUACUUCCUUCGUAAGAUACUCGCAAGUUCUAAUCUCCCUUCAAAGCAUCCGCUACUCUUCGCCCACUCUUCUUCUAAUUCUGCGCUCCGGCCAAUAUCCAUCUGGUCGCUGCCAAAACCCAUUCGCUAUCGUCAUCCGCUACACCAUGCAUACAAUCAUAAACUUUGUCAGCCGCUCGUUCUUCAGAUCCCUCACCCUUUUACUCCUCCUCUAUAUUUCGUUUACACUUGGGCAAUACUUCGUCCAAAAGCAAAUAGAUGGAUGUCAAUAUUCAUCUCUCACCUGGAACACCUAUCUCUACUUUUCCGACCCGUUGACUCCUAAGGUUCACUACUCUAUCCGAACUCAAUUCAUCGACUACUACCCACGAGAACUGACUAAAGCACUAUCGGCUGCCGGCUUCAAUCUCAUCCGGGCACCGCCUGAAUCCGAUCCCCAAGCGAUAUGCCAAUGGCAUGAUGGCGGUAAAGUGAAGAAAGGAGGAUGGACUCGCGGAUACAUCACUUUCAAAGGGGCAGGUGACCGCCACGCCAUCGACAAAACCUUGACGCGAAUCGCGGAUAUUCUGAGGACGCACAGGCCUUCUCGAGAUCUAGUUGAGGUCGGGUUUCUCAUCGCCUCCCCUUUCAUCGCCAUCAUCUUGGCACUCAUCUUGCAAUGGUACUGCGUUCACAAAUGUCGGAAUUCUGGGGAAAGUGAUACGACUUCCGUGGAUGUCGAGUUGACUUCAAUGAAAUCUCACAGUGUACCGGAUCUGCCUGUUACAGCGAAUCCUUUCCGCGUCAAACCGAAUCACCUUCGGCUUGAUGAGAUCAAGGCGAGAGACAAGGCACCGCCAUCCUACUCAGGUGGUGAAGACCUCGUUUCCGUUCACUCAACACAGUCUAUCGAUUUUGAUUUGGCGUCUAUGAAGACAGGAGAGAACUAUUCAAUCUCCAUCGCGUCGUCUUCGAAAUCGGGAAGUGAAGGAUUAGCGUUCUGCAUUCUUUACUUCAACGCUUGGUUUGAUGCUAUUGGAUUUGGGUGGAGUUAUCAUGGAGUCUUCGAGCUGUCUUCAAUUCCAUUCUGUUCCUUCUCUAACGCUAAAUUAGCAGGUUUGGCUUGCACUUCCCCCUGCUCUGCGUCUCGGCCUUGCCCUCCAUGGUACAGAUCAUUGACAUAUAGGAACGCUAACACCCGGCCAUCCCACCAAGCUCAAAAACGACUUUUUAAAAAUUCUCUCUUGUUCUUCAAUAAGAUCCUUCUACCUUCUCUGCCCAUCACUCAAAGCUCUCUCUCAGUUUGUCGAGCGCAGCACUCCAUCAUGAAACCACUUCUCUGCACUCUGGCCAUUACUGCCACCACCACAGCUCGAGGGCUAACCAACCUCGAAAGUCCUACUGGGGAUGUCGUGGUUCAUGCUACGAAUCCUCCAACAACGACAGUUGAUGUCAACGUCGGUAGGCAUCGCCGUAUACACAGUCAUCCAAACGAAUACCACGGCGAGCUCAUCAUGCCUGCCUCACCUCAAGCAUAUGCAGCACCCACGCUUAACUUGGAGGAAAUAAAUACAGAGCUGAUUCCAAGCAUCAACUCCCAGCAAAGAGAAUCACAGCGACGUCAUUUAUCGCAUACACACGACAGCUCCGAGCCAACCCACAAGAUCCCAGCGCAUACGUCAUGGAGCAAUCUCCACAAGCUUCCCGCGCAAAUAGAAGACCCUGGCUAUGCAGGGCUGGUGCGUACCAAAGCUCAAGGUCAAGCCCAGCGCUGUACUGCUACUGCUACUGCCACUCCCGCUAUCGAAUCACGAGCCCGGGACUUCAACGUCAAACGCUGGAUCACAUCUACAUUCCUUUCCACUGCCGCUUCCGCUAACGAGCGCAGCUCAUACACCAAAUAUACCCCGAAAUGCACCACUGGAACCAGAGGCAGCUGCAUCUACUUCACACUCGCAUACACCAACUCCACAUAUUUCACUACCUCACCCCCUAACAACGGCAACAACAACGGCAUCUCCCACAUUCCAAUUUUCUACAUUGACACCCCCUGGAUCCUAACCUACGCCCAAAAGCUCUCAUCCGCCCUAUUCAACAACGCCACAACCUCAUCCACCUGUCCUAAAGGGAAUUGUAAAUCCUGCCCAAUCCCCAUCCCAGGAUCUCCGGAUAUCCAUCUCCUCCGUCUAAACUCCACCGCCCAACAAGUCCUUGAAACCACAACAGUCCCGGUGACCUAUAAUACAUUACUAGUUGUCUCUAAAACCGCAGUGCAACGCGGAAGGCUUGCUGUCCUGUCUCCAGCGCCUAACCAAGGCUUCUCGCUUGACUCGGAAAAGUCCUUGCUCUACCUCCCCGUGCUCACAUUCAUCGAAGAUAAAUUGACAUCAGUGUACCCUACGUUGGAAAUCGGACUGAUAUUGGGAUUCCUAUUACCGAUUCCUGCGGCAAUUGCGGGGUUCUUUGGGGCUGCGGUGUUGGGUGGUGAGAUUGUGUGGAGUGGGAAAGGGAGGAAGGGCGCAGGGGCAGGGGGAAGAGGAGAUGUGAGAGCUUGGGUGCAGCUUGGAUUGGCGAGGUGUCGGCUGGAGAUGGAAGUUUGGGAGGUUUGGGGCGCUAUGGGAAUGUGGAUCUCGUCUAUGGCGUUCAUCUGGAGCGGCCUAGAUAGAUCGCUAGGUCGCUAG
Messenger RNA from Lindgomyces ingoldianus, 2976 nucleotides. RefSeq lists its product as uncharacterized. The record is from RefSeq and is a predicted model, not a curated record. The transcript is spliced from 15 exons. Bases 1 to 2976 code for a protein of 991 amino acids. NCBI's taxonomy places the organism in Eukaryota, Fungi, Ascomycota, Dothideomycetes, Pleosporales, Lindgomycetaceae.